GAAACAAAAUCUCGCCCCCUCAGGCUCCAGCUCGUCUCUCGCAUUUCCCGCUUUGCUUCCACCUCUUUCCCCGCCUCGCCUGCCUCUUCGCCGCCUCUCCCCUUCUCUCCUAGGUUUAGGGUUUCCCCGGCGGCGACUGGAGUCAAGGCUGUAAGCCUGUUACACGUCGUGACUGGCGACGCCGGUUCCUCUCGGGAUGGCGGAGGUGUGGAUCUAUUUGCCAUGGGCCGGGCCGGUGAAUUAGGUUCGGUGUCAUGUGCCGAUAUCUGGUUUUGGUUUUGUGGGCGGAUCGGUUUUGGAUCUAGGUUUUCCUUGUUGGUGAAGUUUCGCGUUUUUUUUGUUAUCGAAGCCAAGUCACUACAGUAUAACGCGGGGCGUUUCCUUCAAAGCUGUCGAUUGUACGGAGAUGGAAAUGGCCCCUGAAUUAUUGUAUGGACAAAAUGUAUAUGUUCCAACUGCUGUAAAUUCCUAUACAUAUGGUUAUGCAGAAGUUGGAUCACCUAUGGAUUGGUAUAACCAUCAGAACUCUCUAGGGUAUGAUGCUCAAGAUGUUUAUUUUCCGGCUUUCCAGACUGACGGCACACAGUGUGUUUACUAUGCUACCCCUGACAAUGGAUCAGUUCAUCCUUCCUACAGCCCUUACCCUAUGGAUCCUGGUUACAUAGUUGAUGGAUCUUAUCUGCCACAAGAAUAUGUCCCUGACACUGACCCUACAUGCCAAGUAGUUCCCUCAUCUUAUUACAUUCCAUCUGUUCUUCCUUAUGCAGUCGAUAGUGUCCUAGGAAUCACUGCCACAUCUCUCCACCCAUCUAGUGUUGCAUUCAUUCCAAGCAUGCCAGCUUAUGCUGUAACAUCCACAAAUCAUGUGUUACCUUUGAUGGCUCUUGUUGCCCCGAAAAAUGAUGUUGUCGUGAAUCCGCCUGUACAAUCAACAAUUGUCUCUUCAAAGCAGUUUCAGAAUCACUCAAUGAUGCCAAUUGUUCAGUUGCAUAACUCACUUCCAAUGAAGCAAGAGCUGGGAAAUGGGUCCAUGGUGCCUGUUAAACCUCUUCAUACCCCACAGGCACCUACAAAUGUGCUUGACAGUCCAAUGGCUGCUGCCAAGCAUUCACCAAAGGCAAAAUUAUCUGGAAAUGAUUGUUUUGCGUGUGUCGGAUCUGAUCCUCAGAAGUGGGCUUCAGCUGAGAAAUUUCAGCCUACUUCGAAGUCGAGUGGUCAACUAAAGGCACAUGGCUCUAGUAAUGCGGAGAAACAUAGCGGCCAAAGGUCACCAGCCAUAGUUGCAAAAUCCUACACGUCAAGGCUGAUUGUUGGGAACUCAGAUGGGACAAUCAUUAUAAGACCUGACCAAUACAACGGUAAUGACCUCCGAGUGGACAAUCCCUAUGCAAAGUUCUUCGUUAUCAAGUCAAUUGGUGAGGCGGAUAUCCACAAAUCAAUUAAGUAUGGUGUAUGGUCUAGUUCCUCCAGUGGAAAUAGCAAGCUGGAUUGCGCAUAUAGGGAUGCUGACCGAAUAGCUAAGCGGAAUUCUACAAAGUGUCCAGUUUUUCUGUUCUUUUCUGUGAAUGGUAGCGGGCACUUUUGUGGCUUGGCCGAGAUGGUUGGUCCUGUCGAUUUUCAUAAGGACAUGGACUUCUGGUGCCAGGAUAAAUGGACUGGUUGCUUUCCUGUAAGAUGGCAUAUAAUCAAAGACGUACCUAACUAUACUUUGCAGAAUAUCUUGCUUCAGAAUAAUGAAAAUAAGCCUGUCACACACAGCAGAGAUACCCAAGAGGUCCCAUAUGUUCCUGGAAUAUCUGUGCUCAAGAUCUUGAAGGAUAUCAAAGUGAAGGAGUGCCUAUUUGACGAUUUUAUGAGAUACGAGGAAGAUGAAGCAAGAAUUAAGCAGUGCAGAUGGUCCAAGUUGAGUCACAAUGCUCCAGAUUUUGUGCCUGUCUCACAGCGUAAGAGCGAUGCCUCAGAUCUUCAGAUGCCAAAAUUUGGUGGUGUGCUGAUAGACAGAACAUUGGAGAUACAGAACAUGUCAGAGAAGCCACAUGAUUGUAAUGGCAUCAAACAACAGGAUGCUGUUGAAAAACAAGUUGGUAGUGAGGCUGGGAAAGAAAAUGGGCAUCAAGAAAACCGUUUUUAUGGCAAGCAGGAUAAUGAAAAAGCGCCUAGAUCUUCAACUAGCCAGCCACAAACUUCAACCUUGAAAAUGAGCAUGGAUGGGAAGCAACAAUACUGGAAGAAGGUGGAAAACCCUAAACCGAAUCCUGAUGGUGCUGGACAUGGAUCGUCAAAAUUGCGUGAGAACGGAGUUAAUAUUAGCUCGGCAAUUGUCAGAUUGGAGGCACCUGAAGAUGAUUCAAUUGUUGCGAAAGUUGGUUCUCUUACAAUCAGUUCCAAGACAAGGAAGGCUGAAGAUAAGAGUCCCUUGGUUGAUGUUGUGACCAUUGGCUCGUUGCCAAUCCGGGUCAACAAAUCUGUUGCUUAGUGGGGGCUACCUUUUUGCGUUUCUCUUCCUGGUCCUGCUCCAGUUGUUAUUCCAGCUUUACGGGCGAUGAAAAAGAAAAGACUACUUACAUUCUAGUUUCCUGGUCAAGAGAACAGUUGUUUUAUUUUGGAAAGGAAGGAUGGAACAUGGAAGGACAGUACAAGAUGUAAUUCUCUUUAAAAUUAAAAAAGAAUGAAGAUGAAAGUAAACGGGGAAUCUGCAUUCACUUUUUA
Molecule: messenger RNA, 2709 nt
Organism: Triticum aestivum (bread wheat)
Lineage: Eukaryota; Viridiplantae; Streptophyta; Magnoliopsida; Poales; Poaceae
Product: YTH domain-containing protein ECT1
Exons: 8
Coding region: 407-2476 (689 amino acids)
Biological process (GO): mRNA destabilization
Cellular component (GO): cytoplasm
Molecular function (GO): mRNA binding
Source: RefSeq, a predicted model, not a curated record